Molecule: messenger RNA, 2998 nt
Organism: Sceloporus undulatus (fence lizard)
Lineage: Eukaryota; Metazoa; Chordata; Lepidosauria; Squamata; Phrynosomatidae
Product: toll-like receptor 6
Exons: 2
Coding region: 16-2580 (854 amino acids)
Biological process (GO): toll-like receptor signaling pathway; cellular response to bacterial lipopeptide; inflammatory response
Cellular component (GO): membrane
Molecular function (GO): lipopeptide binding; Toll-like receptor 2 binding; transmembrane signaling receptor activity
Source: RefSeq, a predicted model, not a curated record
UACUCUAAUUGGAUUAUGCCAUGUAAUUUAAUCCUCAAUGGUGUGGUCAACAGGAAUGUGUCCAGGAGGAAUGUUGCCAGAGAGCUACUGUGCACCAUAAACUGUAAAACACCUCAGAGUAUUCUGCUGGAUACCCUGUCUUCCAAAUACAAGUUGGAUCCUGUGGCCAGUACAGAAAAACAAGCAUCCCAAAAGGAUUGUAAAGAACCACCAUACUCUAUGGCCGAAAGAAAACACUCAGGCACCAUCAGUUUCCUCUCUAUUUGUAUCUUUACAAUAUCCUGUAAUAUCAUCUGUGCCUCAGCAGAAGAUGGAUUUAUAGCAAACUAUUCUAGGAGAAUCCGAUAUACUGUUCCAAAGAACCUACCAGCAAAAACAACAGUAUUGGAUUUGUCCCAAAAUCAGAUUUCUGAAAUUCGGAUUUCUGAUUUCCGUUCUCUUCCCAAACUGCAUACCUUAAUUCUGUCUCACAACCUGAUCAGAGUGCUUAACCUCAGUGUUUUCCAAUACAAUGAAGACUUAGAAUAUCUAGAUCUAUCUCACAACAACUUGCAGACUCUUUCUGGUCUUCCUCUAACAGGUCUCAAGCAUUUAGAUGUCUCUUAUAAUAAUGACAUAAAUAUGACCAUGUGCCCUGACUCUGGUAUAAUGUGGAAGCUGGAAUAUUUAGGCCUCAGUGCUAGAAAUAUACAGAAAUCAGAUUUCUGCGUUCUUGCUCAUCUGCAACUAGAAACUCUAUUCUUGGGUUUAGAAGACCUCUUGGAAUAUCACUCUGGUGUCCUUCCAAUAUUCAAUGUGAAGAAUCUUCAGAUUGCACUCCCCCACAAAAGAAGUUUCCCCAUUCUUUUGGAUCUAGACCUCACUGUCACAGAAAGUUUAGAACUUUCAAAUAUCCAAAGUGACCAAGUCUUCCACUUGAUAAAAUUUCUGUCAAAGCUUAACAAAAAUGGAAGACUGCUAAAUUUAACCCUGACUAGUAUAAAACUCACCUGGGAAGACAUAUUGAAUAUUUUUUCAUUUGUGUGGAGAUCUACCAUUAGGUAUUUGAAUAUCUAUUACAUGACUGUUUUAGAAUUUGGGGAUGAAAUUUUCAGUAACAUUGAUACCUCUCUGAAAGCUUUGACCAUUGAACAUACCCAACUUGCUACAAUGACUUUUAAUCAAAGCCUUGUGUACAGAACCUUGUCAGAAAUGAACAUUUCAGCCCUGACAAUUUCAGAUUCUGGGAUAUUAUUUAUGCAUUGCCCUUCAAAACCCAGUCGUUUUCAAUACUUAGGUUUUUCAAAUAACACAUUAACUGACUCGGUUUUCCAAGGUUGCAAUAAUCUCCCUCUUGUAGAAACACUGAUUUUGCAAAGAAAUUAUCUUAAAGAUCUUACCAAAGUGAGUUUAAUGACAAGUCGCAUGAAACGUCUGAAAUAUUUAGAUGUGAGUCAUAAUUUCUUGCAACAUGAAGGUGAGAAUAAGUGCCAUUGGGCUGAAAAUAUGAUUAAACUGAAUUUGUCAUCUAACAUGUUGUCUGAGUCAGUCUUCAGGUGUUUACCAGUCAAUAUUCAAAUUCUGGAUCUGCAGCAGAACCAUAUUUCAAGGAUUCCUAAAGAGAUGCUCAAUCUGAACAAUUUAGAAGAGUUAAAUUUGGCUUUUAAUAAGCUAACUACAUUUCCUGGAUGUGCUUCUUUUAGUAGGCUCCUAUUUCUGAACAUAGAAAAUAAUUCUGUUCUUUCUCAGUCUGCUGAAUUCUUUGAAAGCUGCCAGUAUAUCCAGAGAUUAAAAGGGGGAAACAAUCCAUUCAAGUGCUCCUGUGAAUUAAGACAAUUUGUUAAUUUUGGAAAACAAGGGUCGGUAGAGUUGGUUGGAUGGCCUGAUUCUUACAUGUGUAAAGAACCGGAAUAUGUAAAGGGAACCCUUUUAACAAAUUUUCACAUCUCUGAACUUGUUUGUAACGUGCCCCUUUUGGUUGCUGUAGUUCUGAUUAUUACAGUGAUCUUAGGGGUAGCUGUUUUGAUCCUCUGCAUUCGUUUUGAUAUCCCAUGGUAUUUGAAGAUGAUAUGGCAGUGGACACAAGUCAAACGCAGGAACUGGAAGAGUCAUCCUGAAGAUCAUCUAAACACUUUGCAGUUCCAUGCCUUUGUCUCCUACAGUGAGCAUGACUCUGAAUGGGUAAAAAAUGUCCUUAUUCCAAAUUUGGAGAAGGAAGAUGGGUCCAUCCGGAUCUGCCAACAUGAAAGGAACUUUGUGGCAGGGAAGAGCAUUGUUGAAAACAUCAUAGACUGCAUUGAGAAAAGUUACAAGUCAAUCUUUGUGUUGUCUCCCAAUUUUGUGCAGAGCGAAUGGUGUCAUUAUGAGCUCUACUUUGCCCAUCACCAGUUAUUCAGUGAAGAUGGUUAUGGUUUAAUCCUUAUCUUGUUAGAGUCUAUCCCUACCUAUGUCAUUCCUGCCAGAUAUCACAAACUGAAAGCCCUGAUGGUCAAGAGAACCUAUUUGGAGUGGCCAAAGGAGAAGAGCAAGCAGGGACUUUUCUGGGCUAACCUUAGAGCCGCCAUUCAGAUUAAGCUUCUUAGUGAUGAAGACAAAUUGUAGAUUAAAAGUCAGUUUAUAUAUGCCUAGUCAGAAGAAGUUUUCAUUGUAUCAGUGAAGUACAAAAAUGCUGUGCUCUUAAUUAGGAACAUUAUUUUCUAAAUGCGGGGAAGAUUUGAAAAUACUGAAAAUUUUGUAAAUGAAAUGAAGAACAAAAAUAUUCAUGGUGUAAUUGUUGUGCAAUUUCUGAUGUAUGAUAACCACAAGCUGAAACAUUCCCAGGGUUCUCUUGGUAAGAUAUUUAAAGAAGGGGUUUAUUUAUUUAUUUAAAGAGGGCCCAUUAUCACACCACUCAUGGCACCGAAGUAUGAACAUUUGAAAUUCAUCACAGGUUGGUUGGGUCAUGGUUAAAGGCAAACUGACCAGUGAUCUUUCUUUGGGGGAGUCUGCCGUAUUAAGAGCAUUUGGAAUUGGCACUCCC